AUGAGCCGACUGGACGCCGAAGUCCAACUCACCGGCCUGGGAGCACUAGGCAUCGUCGAAGGCACCGAGCCUGUGCCCGAAGUCCCCUCCACAUCACGAGCAGCCGAACUCACAAAUUAUAGCCAGAACGCUAAAGACUACCGACAAGCUCGAGAAAAGGCGAUACAAUGGAUCUGGAAUCAUAUCCACAGCGACUUUCACAGCAUCGUUGCAGCUGUCCGUCGAGACCCGCGAGCCAUGUGGCUCGAAUUGGAACGUCGACUAGGAGGACGAAACAACUACAAUAUCUGGGCUGUACGGCAACAACUUGGGAGUGAAUCCUUCAAAGAAAACGAUACCAUUCAAACUUGGUCCGCUCGUCUCGAUACCUACAAUCAACGCCUGAUCGGAACCGGAUCUGAGCUCUCCGAACUAGAGAGAAUCGCCAAAUUGCUCAGUACACUUCCCAAACGCUUCGAAAUCACAGUCUCUCACAUUCAACGAAUCCCCAACCUCGACUACCAGACUGCUUUACAGCAACUACUCGACUUUGAAAAUCAACUACCGGAAGAGGCAGUCGAUAUAGACCAUCUGAACCAUACCGUCGAGAACAUAGAGUCGAAAAUCCUCGGCCGACAGUAUACUGCUACCACUGUGGACGAAGAGGUCACACUAAGUCAAAGUGCUGGGAACUUCAACGUCGUGAAGAGGAAGACAAGCAAAACCAAGCACGACUAUCUCGAAUACCUCGCGGCACAAAUUACACGGCAGAGGAUGCUGCGACCUCAUCUACAAAUCCAACUCAACAACCAUCCCGAUCCGAUGCGAACUAUAUGGAAGACGGGUUUGCUCACAUGGCAAGCCAUGAUGCAUCAUCCACAAACGAAUGGAUACUCGAUUCUGGAGCAAGCCAUACAAUGA
Molecule: messenger RNA, 900 nt
Organism: Penicillium odoratum
Lineage: Eukaryota; Fungi; Ascomycota; Eurotiomycetes; Eurotiales; Aspergillaceae
Exons: 3
Coding region: 1-900 (299 amino acids)
Source: RefSeq, a predicted model, not a curated record